AUGCCGAUAAGCUCCGGUAAGGUAAUUUGCGUGUCACUGGCGCAUAUUAUUUUUGGAACACUGAUGACCGUCUGUGGCGUUCUCCAAGUUAUUCUUCAGCUGAAAUUUUUGUGGUUGGAUUCUUUCUACACUGGUAUCUGGGUCGGAAUAUGGGUGAGUAAUAUUGACCAAUAUUAGGAUACUUUAUCUAGAUGCAGCAACUGUAAGAUCCCCUCUUUACAAACUCAUCAGUCAAUUCGUGAAUAGAAAACAAAGCCAACCAGCACUCAAGGGAAGAAUGUUUUUUUCUGUCACAAACUUUUGCCAAGAACUGGCCGCCUGAUUUAGCGAAACAUAACACAGCGAGAAAAAAAUUAAGAACGGAACGAAUCCACAAAACUGGAGGAUAUUACAAUGAAUUUUAAAACUUUUUUGCCCCUGCAACGGCUUUUGAGUCAUCUCUGUUUCUUGCAACUUUACAAGCGUAACAAAUCUGUUUGUCGUGAAAAUGUGACUUAAUUGUCUAUUUAUUUUUAGGUUAUUUUUUCCCCACCCAGGCGUUUUCAGUUGCUAGUAAUAACCACUUAACUAUCCAAUUUAAACUUUAAACUUCUACAUGAGAUGGUAGCACAGUAUUUUCCAUGUGAUUGAGAGAUCCAGAAACCUCCAAGUCGGACCUGAAAAUAAUAAAACUUGGCUUUUGGCCCAUUUUCGGCGUUUGGAUAUCGGAUGAAAAAGUGUCUCACAAAUUAAAGCACCUUUUGCAUAGCGUGUUAUAACAACAGAAAUCGUCAAAAAAUCGAGGUGGGGUUUGGGUGGUAGACUUUAACUAGUAGCAGUACGAUCUCUUUCUUUUAAAAACGAAUAAGUGCUACACAACAGAGAAGAAAAAGUAACAUGAUAUGCGGAAGUACGGCAGACAUGUCCAUGUUUAAAUUGUUUAUAAAACGUCACAUUUGGAGUUGACCAUUGCGUUUGAAAUCGAAAGAACAAAGUACAUCCAACUUCAAUGUUGCACAACUUGUUCCGUGCAUAUAGCGAAUGAUUUACAAUUGCUGUCGCCAGGUUCCUGUGGCUUAUGGCAAAAGUCUCAACAAACUGUGGUCCUGAAAAUAUGGAUGGCAGAAAUAACGAUAAGACUUACAUGCUUUUAUGACUCAAAAAAAAAAUAAUCUACUUAAUAUCUUCCAUCGUUUGACAAUUCAAAUGACCGUCUCUGUCCAGAAAGAUUAUUGAGAUCCAGAAAUGUUACUACGUGACGUCACAUGCAUUUAGUUGCGCAAUGACGAAAUGUGGGGUGAAUUGAUUGUUGCCUUUAUCAUGACAUUUAUCAAUCCAUGACGAAUGUUAAGUGGGUGAUUGACGGUUUCGGCUUCCCUUUUUCAAGCUUUAUCAUGACAUUUUUGUAGUGCAAAUGCUGUCAAUUCAGCUAGUGUGUUGAACAAAUAAUUUUUUGGAGAGUUUUCAUCGUUAUUUUGCUUGGUGGAUCUCUAUGAUCAAGAUGGAUGUAAUUUUCUUAAAAAAGAGACUUCAACUUCAUCAUCGCUAAGAGACAAUUUGAUAGAGGAAACAAUGGAUUAUUCAGAGAUUGAAAUAUUUUUUCUCGGGCAAGCUAUUGCGACAUUGAUAUGCUUAAGUUGUCUGUUGUUGCUGAUUUUUUUGCAGAUGAGCUUCACAGGAAUUUUGGGUGUCAUCGCCAGUUUCAGGAUUAAAUUCUUUGUAAGUAUCAAGUAGAACAGAGAAACUUAACAACCCAAAAAUAGCAUUAAAUAAGAUACUUUGGAAAGAUCUUCAUUAUCCACUUCCCAAGUCAACGUUGUAGAAGAUGUAGUGAUAGUUCACCCCAUAUGAGGGAAUCCAAGAGAUAGUCUUGGAUUGUAGACUCCACACCGUGGAUUCCAGAUUCUGGACUCCAAUCUUAAGUGUGAUUCCGGAUUCCUUGAGCUGUAUUCCGAAUUCUUAAGUCAAAGAUUCCGGAUUCCACAAGCAAAAAUUUCCCAGAUUCCGGAUUCCUCGGACUCCAGAUUCCGGAAUCCAUCGCAAGGGGCCAGAUAGUAAACUUUGACCUUUUUUACUACGGCUUAGUUUGUCGUUUGUCUCACCAUGGUAACUUUGAGACUGCCUGUGAUUUUCUGACCGCCCUUUGCUAAUGCGCAUCAGGCAAUCGUGGCGAUAGCGGUGUGAAAUAAUUAUUAGUGGUGCUUUUCUGUCAGUUAUUGCGCUACCAUCAGGCAAUUUCUAUGGUCUAGACCUUUAUAGACCACAGCUCUCGACCAAUCAGCGCAAAAAAAAUCGUUAACUUUUUGUAAAAUUAUCCUAUCCUCAUUGUUCUCGUUAGAAGUUAUUCCCGCCUCAGCGGUUCGCUAUGGUACCGAUGGGCUAUCUUGAUGCCUUUUAUAAUUUCAGCUGUUCUCUUCAUGAUCUUUUCCUCCACCUCCGGCUUUCCAUAACCAUUGCACAAUUUCUAUGGUCUAUUACCUCACAGAAUAUCGCUCUCCACCAAUCAGCGCGCAAAAAUUAACCAGUUAUUGUAAAAUUAUUGACUUUUUAUGUGAGGAAAUGUUUCCAGCUCAGAGCUCCGCUAUGAUACCAAUGUGCUAUCUUAUUUACUUUCAGGUUGCUCUCUUUACGUUUUUUUCCAUCACCUCCAGUUUGCUGGGUUUAGCAAGCGUUAGCUACUACGCCAACACUGGUGCAGCUUCUUGGGAUGUUUACUGGAGUUCCCUUUAUUACCUCAUCAUCUCUUCAGCUACAUGUCUCUUCGCCAUAGUUCAGGUUAUCAUAGGAGUCGUUGCAGGCAUUUAUAGUUGCCUGGCCUGUGGUGGCGACACUCAGUCAGAACAGGUAGGACCUGACGGGGUGAUGUCAUGGCUAGCAUUGCGAGUUCUAUUUUUUUUUUUAUCAAAGCCGAGUUGAAAUUCUGACUAACCUGAGGGGGCGCUUCGUUUUUCGCACUUUUGUUGCGAACUGGGCGAGCGCGAAACGAGAUCGAGUGACUGGUGACAAAGCGCAAGGGACCAAGAGAAGGGGCGAGAAAGAAGAGGGCGAAGAGACUCUCUUGCUUUCUCCUUCCCGCCUUCCUUUGCGCGCAAAUUAACAUCGAUAGAAAGACGUCUGGGAACGAGCCAGCUAAGUAAACUUUUCUCAUACUUAGAAGUCUGAGGUAAAGAUAUCAAAUGACUCUUUCAUACGGGAAAACAAAGCAAUGAUCGGCUUCUGGUCAGUUUUCGACAACAUAAGUGUUUGACUUGGAAUAGUUUGCCCAAUUUUUGUAGGUGUCCCAAACCAGUCAUGCAGGAGUUGAACUCUUUUCUUACGUAAACGCUUUCUUUUGUUCCAAUAAAUUUUCAUAGGUGCUAGGCAAGUAGAAGAAAACGUUCUAUAGAAUAUAACCACUAGACAGAGUAACAAAUAGUAACAACAAUUAAUUUAAAAUAACUUAAUUAAUUGUUGCCUAGCUAUUGAAUCUUACACUUAUUUUGCAUUUCACGAAUGCAGGCAUCGGUGGUUUCGUCAAACAAGGUUGUGCCGAUAAAUAAUGCAGGGCCAGCUAGUGAUGAUGGCAGAAUGUCAGCACAGGACGACCAGCUACCGAUGGUUCAGGUGGAAGAUGCUCAAGUAUGA
Porites evermanni is the source of this 3603-nucleotide messenger RNA. Lineage: Eukaryota; Metazoa; Cnidaria; Anthozoa; Scleractinia; Poritidae. The record is from the annotation of a GenBank genome assembly.